Aspergillus viridinutans is the source of this 816-nucleotide messenger RNA. RefSeq lists its product as uncharacterized. The coding region runs from base 1 to 816 and encodes 271 amino acids. The transcript is spliced from 4 exons. NCBI's taxonomy places the organism in Eukaryota, Fungi, Ascomycota, Eurotiomycetes, Eurotiales, Aspergillaceae. The record is from RefSeq and is a predicted model, not a curated record.
AUGGAGACCGGUCAAGGCGGCCUUUUGUGGGGCAGACUGGCCAUUGACUCACAUGAUGAAAUCAUCCUGGCAUCUGAUCAGAGCUUGACCUCGCUCAUCUACCAGUUCAAUACCUCCGCCAUUAUUUUGGCUAUCCUCUCUUCCCCAUCUGUCCUAUUGUCGCAGCUCCACGUUUUGGUAUCUCACAAUGGGCAAAAGAGUCAGUGGACGCCCACCGAAGAGGCUCGGCUCCCACACUGGAUCGUCCUCCAUCCGGAUUCCGAAUGGUCGUGGGACAUGAGGGUCAAAGAGUAUUCAGAGACCAUCCGCCCAAGGACCGCGGAAUCCUUACGGUCUAAACUUCGUCAGUUGAGAAAGAAUAUCAGAAGGCGUCGUCCCGUACCUGGGAGGAAGGCGAGCAUAACACAAGGCAUGACGGCGAAGCAGGCUCGCAAAGAGCAACAAAGAGCACGAGAGAUGCCUCCUCUGGUGGCCACUAGGGCACCGGGUCAUCGGACGCAUGCCGAUUUCCGUGAUAUAAGGGCGGGACCUGAGCAGGUGAAAAGCGGAGGACAGGCGGUUCCAACCGCUGAGUUUCCGAGAACGCCGCCCACAACCCAGGUGGGCAUGAAGAGUCCUGUCCGUGGUAGGGCUCUUGCGCGCCCAGACCAAGACUCUACAUCUUCCAGUCUGUCGCAGCCACCGGUUCGUGGGCCAUGGACCGGGUCUGGCAACUCGUCUAUCAGUUUGCAGGCCGUACAAGGCCGCGACCCUCGGGCCAUCCACAUCGUUAGCGUUAGAAAACAGAAGGAACUACUGCCUGCUUCCAUUCUCUGA